Molecule: messenger RNA, 2571 nt
Organism: Malaya genurostris
Lineage: Eukaryota; Metazoa; Arthropoda; Insecta; Diptera; Culicidae
Product: zinc finger protein 239-like
Exons: 4
Coding region: 221-1204 (327 amino acids)
Biological process (GO): regulation of transcription by RNA polymerase II
Molecular function (GO): DNA-binding transcription factor activity; RNA polymerase II cis-regulatory region sequence-specific DNA binding
Source: RefSeq, a predicted model, not a curated record
AAUAAACGAUACGAAUAAACUUAUUUUUCGUAUGAUCUUAUGGUUAAACCCAUGGAUUGGUCAAUUUCGCCAAAGUAAUAAUUGUGGAACAAGUUGAACGAAACACCAGGAAGACUAAAAAAUCAGGAAUUUCAUUUAUUAACUAGAGUUCUAUAGAAAUGAUAAAGGUCAAAGCUUUUUCCGUUUCUAACAGACAAAAGUUUGAACGGAAGACAUAAAAAUGGAUCAAGGCACUGAGGUACUCAGCAAUCAUUCCUCAUCCGGCAAGCUGACGCACACCUGUGACGUAUGCGGUAAAAGUUUUCUUGGGAACAGCCACCUGACGCACCACAAGCGCAUUCACACGGGCGAAAGACCCUUUAAGUGUGAUUACUGUGGGAAAAAUUUUGUCAAGAAUUCGGACCUCAAAAUUCAUAUCCGAUUACACACCGGCGAACGGCCAUACAAGUGCGAUCUUUGCGGUGAGGGAUUCCGAAGAAAUUAUCAAUUAACUCAUCACACAAGUGUUCACACCAAUUUGAAGCCGCACAAAUGUGACGUGUGUGGCAAAGAAUUUAUAAAAAAUGGAAGCCUUACACUGCACAAACGAAUUCAUUCGAAUGAAAAACAGUUCGAAUGUGAUUUUUGCGGUAAAUACUUCAUAACCCGAGGUAACCUGGCACAUCAUAGACGCAUCCACACCGGAGAACGUCCGUUUAAAUGUGACCUCUGUGACAAAUCGUUCACUGGCAGUAGUUGCUUGAAAAAGCACCGACAAAUUCACACGGGUGAAAAAUCGUACAAAUGUGACGAGUGUGGCAAAGAAUUCAUACUGAGUGGAAGUUUGAAAAAACACUUGCGCAUUCAUACUGGAGAACGACCGUACAAAUGUGAUUUCUGUGAAAAAACGUUCACCAACACCAGCAACCUCACACAUCACGUACGAAUACAUACCGGUUAUAAACCUUACAAAUGUGACUUCUGCGACAAGGAGUUCAUCGCCAGUACAACAAUGAAGAAUCAUCGGCGCACCCACACCGGCGAAAAGGCUCACCGAUGCACCGUGUGCGACCGGGAGUUCAUUACAAGCAGUAAUCUAGCGCAGCAUAUGUACACUCAUACCGGUGAACGUCCACAUAAAUGUGACGUGUGUGGCAAAGGAUUCAACCGGAGCAACCAGCUUGGUCAACACCUGAUGCGAGCUCACCAACAGCAGAUAAACUAGAUACCACGAAUACUUGAAAUACAAGUACUGUUUGAUAUGGAUUUAAAAUAUUUUGCCUUUCUCUAUAGAAAGGUGCUGGAAUUGCUGGAAAAUCCAACUUUCGAAAGGAGCCUCGGAGACCCAUAGUGUUAUAUACCAUUCGACUCAGUUCGACGAGAUCGGAGAAUGUCUAGAUGGCUGAACCGAUUUUAACAAACUUGGGCUCGUUUGAAAGCUACUGUCGGGCAAUUGAUCAAGCUCAAAGAUCAAAUGGCUGUGACUUUUGGUUCCGGAGAUAUGAUUGUAUAAGUGACGCAACCGACAAAAAGCGUUGUAUUUUUACCGCUCUUAUAUAAGAGGUGCCAAUAUUUUGUGAUCACCUUUAAUUUCGUAAAGCGCUAGUGCUCAAAAGUUUAAGCACCUCGGAAAAUGUACUCAUGCAAAAUUUGAGCUAAAUCGGACAUGCGUAAGGGGUGCUACCCGGCUGUUAAGAUUUGAAAAUUUUUGAUCUUGAAAAAGCACCAUAGGGGGGGGAGUACAUGAAAUUUCCAAUUUUUUUGAUUUCGGAACUCUUAAAACUGCAUGAAACGUCGAGAUUUAGUGUCAUCUCAGAAUUUUUUUUUUUUAAAUCAACUGUCUGGGACUUUUUGAUCCCAAAAAGUCGAUUUAAAAAAAAAUUUCGAGAUGACACUAAAUCUCGACGUUUCAUGCAAUUCUCAGCCGUUAAUUUUUUUUUUUCGAUUUCGGAAAUUUCAUGUACCGACCACUGAUAUUUAUUUUAAUUAUUAAUAAAAUAUCUACCUACUUAUAACUAUCCCUAACUUAAUACGUACAAAAUUUUGAAUUAUUUGUAUUACAGAUAUUGAGCACCUCUCUUCAAAUUUCGUGCAGUAUUGUUCGAAUUUUCGUUCUAGUAUAUCCAGGGAGGCCAUCUCAUGUACUUCACUAGUUCUUGUCCAAGGGGGUAGAUUUAGAAUCAUCUUUAAGAUCUUACUUUGAAUGCGCUGAAGCCUAAGUUUGUGUGUUCGUGCACAGCCCCGCCAAACAGGGACUGCGUAUUCAAUUGCGGGGUAGAUGAUUUGUUUAUAGACAGCCAUCUGAUUCUUCAGGCAUAGUUUAGAUGUUCUACAAAUCAGCGGAUACAGAGACCUAAUGAGUAUGCUGCAUUUUUGAACGAUUUUGUCAACAUGUGACCUGAAUAUCAGAUGUCUGUCAAAGGUGAGUCCUAGAUAGAGAACUUCAUCGGACCAUUGAAUGACCUCAUCACCGAAUCGUAUUCUGCAUUCGUCUGAUGGAACAAGUUUUGGAGAUCUUGAAUGUGGAAACAAGAUGACCUGAGUUUUUGCUGCAUUGAUCACAAUUUUCCAGCUUGUAAAAUAUUCAGUUAG